Aspergillus sclerotioniger CBS 115572 is the source of this 552-nucleotide messenger RNA. RefSeq names its product Hsp20/alpha crystallin family protein. The record is from RefSeq and is a predicted model, not a curated record. NCBI's taxonomy places the organism in Eukaryota, Fungi, Ascomycota, Eurotiomycetes, Eurotiales, Aspergillaceae. Gene Ontology annotation, biological process: protein complex oligomerization; response to salt stress; response to hydrogen peroxide. The transcript has a single exon. The coding region runs from base 1 to 552 and encodes 183 amino acids.
AUGUCUCUCUUCAGAACUUUCCCCGCUACCGGUGACUUCACCCCUCUCUUCCGCCUGCUGGACGACUACGAUCUCCACCGUUCCAGCCAGGGCGCUCCUGCUUCUGCGCGCACCUUUGCGCCUCGCUUCGAUGUCCGCGAAACCUCCGAUGGCUACCACCUUGAUGGCGAGCUGCCCGGCAUCGCCCAGAAGGACGUCGACAUUGAGUUCUCCGACCCCCAGACUCUCGUGAUCAAGGGUCGCAUCGAGCGCGAAUACCACUCCGACAACAACGACGAGGCUAAGCCCUCCACUCCCGUUGCGGAGAACAACAAGGAGGGCGAGAGCAGCGCCGUCACUCAGCCCGGUGACAAGCAGGUCUCCAAGAACAAGCCCAAGACCAAGCACCACUACUGGCACAGCGAGCGCUCCAUUGGCGAGUUUCACCGCACCUUCUCCUUCCCUACUCGCGUCAACCAGGACAAUGUGAAGGCUUCCCUAAAGAAUGGAGUCUUGUCCCUCUUCGUCCCUAAGGCCGCUGCUCCUGUCGCCAAGAAGAUUACCAUCGAGUAA